AUGACUACUCAUUCAGUGUCAGAAGCAAAAUUGAAAAAGCUUCUUGAACUUAAUGUACAAUUAAAGCAACAACUUGACCUUCCGAGAGUUCCAGUAUCUGAAGCAAGUAAAUCUUUAAUUGACUUUUGUCAAUCAACCACUGACUUGAUGAUUCCUUCAAUUUGGGGAAAUAAACACCCAGAUCCCUUUGUUGAACCAGUUAAUGGGUGUGGAUGUGCCAUGAUGUAA
Messenger RNA from Rhizopus microsporus ATCC 52813, 228 nucleotides. RefSeq names its product guanine nucleotide-binding protein subunit gamma. Gene Ontology annotation, cellular component: heterotrimeric G-protein complex. Gene Ontology annotation, molecular function: G-protein beta-subunit binding. The record is from RefSeq and is a predicted model, not a curated record. The transcript is spliced from 2 exons. NCBI's taxonomy places the organism in Eukaryota, Fungi, Mucoromycota, Mucoromycetes, Mucorales, Rhizopodaceae. Gene Ontology annotation, biological process: G protein-coupled receptor signaling pathway. The coding region runs from base 1 to 228 and encodes 75 amino acids.